AGGGAAGAACUCAUGUCUUCGUAACCCUAAUGGAUGUAAUACCAAUGCAGACUGCCAUUAUAUACGCCCUGGUCGGGUAAGAGUCGUGAUCUAAGACAUUAGAACAUUGGAUUAGGGACCGGUCAUUAUUUGUGGUGGGGGGUGGCACCGAAGAGAAAAAGGUUGGGUAAACAAAAUGUUGAGUAAGUAAAAGGUUGGGUAAAUGAAAAACAAAACAAGUCAAGGGUUGGGUAAUAAAAAUUUAUUGUCAUUUCCAAAACAUGACUCACUGAAAUAUUGUUGACUGAAAAGCAUUGUCAACAGUCAUUUCUCAACUACAAUAUGUGAAUCAACCAGAGUAACUAUCUUGAUCAUUUUGACAAAACAAAUGGUGUUUCCAAAGAAAGUACAUGUGCAGACAACAUGAAAUUUUAGACUGCAGAAAAUUUCACAAGCCGUUAUCAAACUCAUGUCACCGAAGUGGUAAGGACAUGUGUGACAACUGAAUGGUAUCUUUUUGUAACGUUUUUGGCCAGGGGUGGGUAUUUAAUUUUUAAUUGAUAUUUGAGGUUGGGUAAUCAAAUUUUUGUCUUUUUAAUAGUUGGGUCAGCAAAAGUUUUGCAAGGAAAAACAUUUCUCUUCGGUGCCACCCCCCACCAUAAAUAAUGACUGCUCCCUUAGCAUUGAGCCGUAAAAGAAGAAACUUUUACGGCUUGCAAAUUGAAAUAUAAAAUUUGAAAAUUUAAAUUUAAAACUUGAUUGAUAAUUUCUCGACAGCUACACGAUGUAAACAUAAAAAUACGUAGCAUCCCCAGAAAUUUCUGAAAACCUUUGAUUGAUAGCUGAAAAAGUGCAUGAUCCAUAAAAGCCUGGUACGAUAUAGACUAAGCUAUACAGGGUGAAUAAAAAAGUUUCAGCAGCUAUUUAAAGGACUUAAAAUUCAGUAAAUUUUCUAAUAUUUGGACCACUGAUAAAACACAUAAUAAAUUUCUCACCCAUGCAUGAACUCAAAAUAGCGUUUUAAACUUUUAAAUUUUGCGCGCAAGCUAUUUUUAAUGCUGCUAAAAAUGACGUAUAUAUAUAGUUAGUAGCUCUAGAGGAAUUAUCAAACCAAUUCUUUUUCUCAGCCUCCAUCAGUUUCGAAAUUUAGGCUAAAUAUAUUAUUUUCCUGCCAUAUUUCAGCAUAUUUGUACGUGCAAGGCUGGGUACAGCGGAGAUGGAAAGAAAAGCUGCAAACUGAUUGACAUUUGCUCACAGGUUAGUAUUGCUAACGUCCAUUAUAAUAAGUAACAUGCACCGCGCAGUCAAACUGGAAAAGAAAAGCGUUUGCUAUAUUUAUUUAUUUAUUUAACUUUGCCAACAUAAAAUUACAAUAACAAUUUAAAAUUAUAACAAAAUAGCGUGCCUGGGCAUAGUCUUUCAAAACAUGAUUUGGAAACUCCGCUAAGGUCUUUGUUCUAUCUUUUUGUUCGCGUUUAUGCAGUUUUGUGCACGAUCAAUAAAAACAUUGUAUUUCAGUAUAAUGAACGAAUCAUCCAAUAGCAACGUUUCAGUUUAGUCAAUUCAACCAUGCUAUUUAAAUAUUAUGUGCACGGUGUAAGGUACGGCUCAACGUAAACUGCCUGCUCAUUAUAACCGCUUUGAAGUUUAGUGAGUUUCCAGACCAUGUCUCGAAAGACUAUGGCCUGGGUCGCCGCACUGACAACUUAUUGCCAAUUACUGCGGGCCCAAGGAAAGUAGAAACGGCUGAAGGUAUGAGCCAAUUUCAUCGCUUUUUCCUUGUGCAAGACAGUAACAAGUCAUACUGGGGUUUUUUUCUAGGACAAUGGAGGCUGUAGUUUUUUUGCUGACUGUGCGUCCAACAAGACCUCAUUCACAACGAGAUGUACCUGUAAAAACGGCUACAUUGGUGAUGGAACAAAAUGCAUUGGAAAUGUCCUCGAGGUAGCUAAUAUUUCUGCUAUUUAAGAGGCAAUUUUUCAACUGUCUUGAAAAGUGUUCAAAACCUAAAUCGUUUUGGUGUUCCUCUUAAAAUUAUUUUAUUUUAGUUUUAUUUUGUAGUUUGCACAGUUAGCAACCAUUUUAAAUGUGUCUGGCGGUUGAGAAACACAAAAUAAUAGUUACUGUCGUUCCAAUUGAAGUGUUGCUCAAAUAUUGAUUCAAUACAUUACCUCGGGCUGACCAAUUCAUUUGAUCAAAUUCCUCGAGAUAUUCAUACACUUCCUGUGAAAGAGCCAAUUCCAAGUAUUUGAUCAUUUCUGGUCACUUCCUUUCUAUUUAUGAUUGGUUAGUUGCACAAACAACAAAGGUGAUUGGUGCAUUCAAACUAUUCAACAGGAAGUUUACAAUUAUACUAGGAAGUGUAUGAAUAUCUCGAGGAACUUGAUGAAAUAAAUUGGUCAGCCCGAGGUAAUGUAUUGAAUCAAUAUUUGAGCAACACUUCAAUUGGAACAACAGUAAAUAUUGUCAAUUUAAAUACAAUUAUCAUUGAUGCUGUAAAAUUGACGCCAUGUUUAUACAGCAAUAUAAACAAAACUUACUGAACUUCAGAUAUCAUUUUCUCUUUGGCGUACCAUCUAAAACCUCUUCAUUUUAGCAUUAUUUUACAGAUAAAGCACUGAAAAUACUUUUUAAGUUCGUAAAAUCUGUUAUAUCUUUCCGCCCAUCUAAGAGCAAUGAACUAAACUAAAACUCAAUUAUCGUGAUUCUAUUUGUUUUUAGAGUUUACAAAAUGAUCCAAAUUUGAGAGAAUUUCAUUCUCGCUUAAUGGUUAGUAAGAAGAGAAAAAUUAUAUAUGGACUUUCAUGUAUGUGCAUAGAAUUUAGUGCAUAAAAUUAAUUAACUUAAUUUUUCCUUUUGUUAUUUUAAAGAAUUCAUCGAUCAGACAGAUUCUUUCUCCAGAAAAUCAUGUGUCUGUUGUUGCCCCUAACAACAAUGCAUUUACCUCUUCAAGACGAAAGGUAAGCUAAAAAUAACUUUAUUUAUGCUGGAUAGCUCUAUCUGUUCUAAAACUGUUCCCCCUAGAGGUCCAGUAAGAAACAUCCCUUAUUGAUCCAGUGUUACUACAGGAGGAAACCUAAACUAAACUAACUUUAUUUAUACUGGAUAUAGCCCUAUCAGUUCAAAACUGUUCUCCGUAGAGGUCCAGUAAGGAUCAUCUCUUAUUGAUCCAGUUUUAUUACAGGAGAAAACCUAUACUAAACCAGCUUUAUUUAUACUGGAUAGCUCUAUCAGUUCUAAACUGUUCUUCCUAGAGGUCCAGUAAGGAUCAUCUCUUAUUGAUCCAGUGUUACUACAGGAGGAAACCUAAACUACACUAACUUUAUUUAUACUGGAUAGCUCUAUCAGUUCUAAACUGUUCUUCCUAGAGGUCCAGUAAGGAUCAUUUCUUAUUGAUCCAGUGUUACUACAGGAGGAAACCUAAACUAAACUAACUUUAUUUAUACUGGAUAGCUCUAUCAGUUCUAAACUGCUCUUCCUAGAGGUCCAGUAAGGAUCAUCUCUUAUUGAUCCAGUGUUACUACAGGAGGAAACCUAAACUGAACUAACUUUAUUUAUACUGGGUAGCUCUAUCAGUUCUGAACUGCUCUUCCUAGAGGUCCAGUAAGGAUCAUCUCUUAUUGAUCCAGUGUUACUACAGGAGGAAACCUAAACUAAACUAACUUUAUUUAUACUGGAUAGCUCUAUCAGUUCUAAACUGCUCUCUCUAGAGAUCCAGUAAGGAUCAUCUCUUAUUGAUCCAGUGUUACUACAGGAGAAAACCUAUACAAAACUAACUUUAUUUAUACUGGAUAGCUCUAUCAGUUCUAAACUGCUCUCUUUAGAGAUCCAGUAAGGAUCAUCUCUUAUUGAUCCAGUGUUACUACAAGAGGGAAGAGAACUUCAUGUGUAUCUCUUUUUUAGCGUCGCAGUGUGAACUCAUUGUCAGACUUGGAUCUCAAACACUAUAUUGUAAGCUGCGUGUCAUUAAGCGAAAAUGAUGUCAAAGCUGGCGACAAAAGUUUUGUGACCGUCGCUGGUUCAUGGCUGAAUAUCACAUCACCGAUGGUUAUAAAUAAUAAUGUGUCAAUCUUAUCUGUAUUGACUGCAGCAAAUAGCGCCAUUUUGGUUGUUGAUAAGUUAUUGGAUGUUCCUGACAGUGACGACGAUUCCCUUGAACAUGUGAGUACUUUUGUACGUGGUAUUUUAAUCAUUGAUUAUUGA
Messenger RNA from Paramuricea clavata, 4182 nucleotides. The record is from the annotation of a GenBank genome assembly. Lineage: Eukaryota; Metazoa; Cnidaria; Anthozoa; Malacalcyonacea; Plexauridae.